GUUGAAAAACGGAGCAGCUCUGGCGAGUUUCCUUUUGCUCUGCCUUUCUCCUUUCCCUCUUUCUUCUCGCUCGGGAAGUUGAGGAAUUCGCCUCGAUUUCGGGUCGGGGUUUCUCGGGUUCCUCGGGUUUCGAGAUUUCGGAGGUGGGUUCUCGUCCGAAUCUGGUGGGUGGGGGCUUGGUCGGUGGGCGAGAGGUUGGUGCGCGGUUGGGGGCCAGCCGUGACCCGCGCGCGAGAGAGAUGGAGAGAGACUUCUUGGGUCUGAGCUCGAGAGAAACGUUGAGCGUCGUGAAGGAAGAGGCUGGCAGGGAGGCCUGCGGAGACUCAUCCGGAUUGAACAAUGGUUCAUCAGGAAUGCGAUGGCCAUUCUUGAACAAGGUCUCUGCAGUUCCUCAUCUGAUGUCCGUUAAGGCUGCUCAGGAUGAAAAGACCAAAAAGGUCAGCGAACCGAUUGUCUCUUCUGGAUCAACGCACAUCCCAGUUGCAGAUGUGUAUGAUUCGAGUCGAAGACGUACUGUUGUCGAAGUACAGAGUUCCUUCAAUCGUCACAGACAAGGUGGCUCACAGUUUCCGCUGACAUCUUAUCCUCAACAAACUCAUCCCCGGGAUGCGAGGGCACUUCCCCUCUCAAAUCAGGGAAUUCCCACCUUAAUAGGUGAGCCUUUCUUCAAGACUCACUUCACUGCCACUGGACAGGCUGUACCAGGUGGUAUGAUCACGCAAAAGCUACCAGGAGGUGUUCUUGUUUCUGCCCCAAAUUCAGACCACCUUACCACUGCUUCAACAAUGGGAACCGCUGAACCAUGGAAAACUAUCAAGCCUACUGUGCCUCCUUCUCAAUUGACCAUUUUCUACGCGGGUACUGUAAAUGUUUAUGAUGAUAUCUCACCUGAAAAGGCCCAAGCAAUCAUGCUCCUUGCCAAGAAUGGGGCUUCAAUGGCUUCUAAGACGUCACAGGCAAAAUGCUUUGUUCAAGUGCCUACCACAGCCAACAUGGCUGGGGAUCACGUAGAUCUGAACCAGCCUACUACGCAACCCUUCUCUAGCCUCUCGAGUCCAUUAUCAGUAUCAUCACAUCCAGCUCCUCAAUCACGGGGUGGACCAACUGGCAGGGAUGAAUCAAAGGAAGGAAAUGCUAAAGGAGUUGGCACUCCAAGCAAAUUGGACGCCCCAAAGAUGGUCAGUGUCAUGGGAUCUAUUGCCGCAACGACCAUGGUCCCAUCGGCCAUCCCACAGGCUAGGAAAGCAUCCUUAGCUCGGUUUUUGGAGAAGCGCAAAGAAAGGGUGAUGAGCGUGGCACCUUACAACCUCAGCAAGAACUCUCCAGAGCAUGCCACCUCGCACUCAACCGUUAUUGAUCGCUCUCCAGCUCUUGCGAUGGACAACGGGAGUCCUCUCUGAUAUAUAAGUAUAUAUAAGCCUUUAGGAUUUUGGUUUACCUGUAUGAAUUGGAUGAUUUGGACAUAGUCUGUUCUGUGAUGUUCUGUUUUUUUCUUCUUCUUGUUUCUUAUUCUAUUAACUGGACUUCGUGUUGCAAGUUAAUCAUGUUUCCUUAUGUAACCAACGAAUAGUUGAUUCAAUUUUGGAAUGAAAAACCUGGAUGCUUGCUUCGACUAA
Messenger RNA from Eucalyptus grandis, 1616 nucleotides. Its product is annotated as protein TIFY 6B. Gene Ontology annotation, biological process: regulation of jasmonic acid mediated signaling pathway; response to wounding; regulation of defense response. The transcript is spliced from 7 exons. The coding region runs from base 240 to 1400 and encodes 386 amino acids. Lineage: Eukaryota; Viridiplantae; Streptophyta; Magnoliopsida; Myrtales; Myrtaceae. The record is from RefSeq and is a predicted model, not a curated record. Gene Ontology annotation, cellular component: nucleus.